Anopheles marshallii is the source of this 1038-nucleotide messenger RNA. RefSeq names its product coiled-coil domain-containing protein 34-like. The coding region runs from base 1 to 1038 and encodes 345 amino acids. The record is from RefSeq and is a predicted model, not a curated record. The transcript has 5 exons. NCBI's taxonomy places the organism in Eukaryota, Metazoa, Arthropoda, Insecta, Diptera, Culicidae.
AUGGAUGUUGCAGAAGCUACCCUUGAACUACAUUCAAACUAUAGCACAGCAAUGGAUACCAAACGCGAAAAAAGCAAAGAGAUAAAAGCGAUACAUGUGUUGACCGAAUGGAACUCUCAAGAGAGUGAUACAGACGAAGUGGACAACGAUGACAGCGAAUUGGUAACCGCUAAUUACGAACCUGAACUAUGUAAAGCUUUCUCACAAAUGGCCUUCGCUAAAACGGAACCUUCGUCAAAUGAAGAGGCCGGAAGCAAUGCUCUUCCAGAUGUAGGAUACGAAAAAAACAGUGAACAUGACUGCACAUUAGCGCAGAACGAUGCUGAUUCUGAAGAUGAUGAGCCACAUUCCAUUAAAAGCGAUAGUUCGAGUAAUUCUAGCGCUACGCUCGACUUAAGCAGCGACGACGAGGUCGAACCGAACCAACACCGUUCUACCGAUUGUGGGGGUGAUGAUGCGGAUUUAAAUUUAGAUCCGAAACACCAAAUAAUCAAAGUAAAAGUUGUUCCGAAGCAGCGUGAGCGCGACCCGGAAGCAUUCAAAAAUUGGCUCAAAGCUAAAAAUGAAGAAAUACGUAGAAAUCGUGAAAAAGAAAUGCUCGCUAAGGAGGAGCUCCAGCGACAGAAAGAACUGGAAGAAAAAAAACGCAAGGAAAUGAGUGAAAAAAAGAUUCAUGAAUGGAUGACGCGGAAGAAGCAAACCGGUAAGAAAAGAAGUUCAAACCCGGAAAGCAACAAAUGCCAUGAUUCCUCUUCGGAACAUCUGUACUGUGACCCGGAAGCUAAAUACAAGAACUGGCUCCAGAAAGUUAGGAAGAGCGAGGAAGAAAAAAGAUUGCGAGAUCUAACCGUAAAGCAACUGGAGCAACAGAUACGGAAGGAAAAGAAGCAAGUAGCGGAAGAAGUUUAUCAACAAUGGCUGAAAAGUGCCAAACAUAAACCGAAACCGGUACCACUAAAUCAGGGGCCUAAUACUUUGCGUGGCACUGUGUCGAAGAUUUUCGUCAAUCCCGAACCGUGGAAAAACAACUGCGAUUGA